AUGUCGGACAAGCAGAAGACCGCUUUGAUCGCCGCCGCCGCCGUCACGGGCGUGACCGCCGGCUCGUACCUGCUGCGUGUGGCCAUGCGUCCCGUACUGCGUGCUCGCGCCGCCACCUUCUUCAAGGGCAUGCUGGCGGACGCCGACAUCAUCAUCGACCGCGACAUCCGCGUGUACGAUGAAGACAUCUUCCUCGACUGGGUACACCGUGGUAUGCUAGCCAUCGGUGAGUCCUACAUGGCCAAAAAGUGGGAUGCCAUCAUCCCGCUGGACGAGCUGCUCACACGCCUGCUGUCGCUGCCCGCCGACAAGCGUCGCAAGAUCCUCAAGGCUUGGAACGCCAAGUUCAUUGCUCUAGGCGGCAAAAUCUUUAACUACCAGUCGCCUUCGCGCGCUGGUAUCGUCGGUGCUCACCACUAUGACCUGGGUAACGACUUCUUCAAGCUGUGGCUUGACCCGUACAUGCAGUACUCGUGCGCCUACUGGAAGGGCAUUGAAGACAAGCACGACUUGGAUGCAGCGCAGCGCAACAAGCUGCACUUGAUUGCUAAGAAGCUUAAGUUAGAGCCUGGUAUGCGAGUGCUUGAGAUCGGAUGCGGCUGGGGCGGCCUCGGCUGCUUCCUUGCCAAGGAGUACGGCGUCCACGUCACGGGCAUCACCAUCUCCAACGAGCAGCUCAAGGGCGCUCGCGAGUGGGCCGAGCGUGAGGGCGUCAGCGACCUUACCAGCUUCGAAUACUGCGACUACCGUAAGAUGCACGGUCAGUUCGAUCGUGUCGUGUCUAUUGCCAUGAUUGAGGCUGUGGGCUACAAAAACCUGGGCGAGUACUACGACGUUAUCAAGCGUUGUCUGAAGAACAAGGGCCUCGCUUUGGUGCACGGCAUCGCUGCCAACCGCUCCAUUGAGGUGCCGAUCCAGCUCUGGAUCCUCAAGUACAUCUUCCCUAACGGCUUCCUGCCGUCCGUAGCGCAGAUGAUCACCUCGUCGGAACGCAAACUGAUCGUAGAGGACGUCCACAACCUGGGCCCAGACUACGACAAGACACUAAUGUGCUGGUAUGAGCGCUUCCAAGACCACCUCAAGAAGGGCAACAUUGACCGCCCGGAGGUGUUCUGCCGCAUGUGGGACUUCUACCUGCAAUACUGCGCCGCCGGCUUCCGCGCCCGUACCAUUCAGCUCGUACAGAUCGUCUUCUCGAAGAAGCGCCCGGACCGCUAUGACGCCGUAAGAUAAACGUAUUAUACCGGCUCAUCAAAGCUAUGAAGAUUCUCGUUUUGCUAUGGGCAGCGAAACGUAGAAUGUAAGGCAUGACGUGGCAACGCGUAGGGUACAAGCGAUUGACUGUAGAUACCUAGGUAGGCAAACUCUGACGAUAAUCAAGAGGAAGUCUACAUCUUUGUCAACUUGAGAGAAAUGACGCUCCCCGCGUCUGCCACUUA
Molecule: messenger RNA, 1439 nt
Organism: Phytophthora infestans T30-4
Lineage: Eukaryota; Oomycota; Peronosporomycetes; Peronosporales; Peronosporaceae
Product: cyclopropane-fatty-acyl-phospholipid synthase
Exons: 1
Coding region: 1-1233 (410 amino acids)
Biological process (GO): lipid biosynthetic process
Source: RefSeq, a predicted model, not a curated record